CAGCUUCCUGCUUGCAAAGAAGGGGGGCGGGGGGGAGAAAGAAGAAGACGGAGAGCAGCAGCCGCCGCCUCGCCAAAGAAACCUUGGAUGAAAUAAGAUAAUUUGAAAAUUUUUGUUUGGCGUCCAGGCUAACUUCAGGAUCGCAGGGUCUCCCCUUCAAGCUUUUGACCCAGAAUGCUUGCAAUUUGCCAACAGUGAAGGAGACCACAAUGGGGCUUGCCUCGUAGCAUAAUAGCCCCACCUCCCUCAAAUCUCAAAUCCACCUCUGUCGUGGCGACCGUGGAGUGUUGCCUCUGGGGGCGGAGCCCACCUUGGUCUCUCUUUAUUGAUCCUGGAUGGAAUUGCGGUGAAUGGAACAGAAGCCCAGCACGGUGGAGUGCCUGUCGGAGCCAGAGGACACCCGUGGUGCUGGAUGACUCCAAGAGAGUAGCCAAACGGAAGCUGAUUGAAGAGAACCGGGAGAGACGACGCAAAGAGGAAAUGAUGAAAUCCCUUCAGCACCGGCCAGAGCCAACCUCAGAGGAAUGGGAGCUGAUACGCAUCGCUACGGAUGCACACUGCAGUACCAACGCCCAAGGCAGCCAUUGGAAACAGAAGCGGAAAUUCCUGCCUGAAGAUAUUGGUCAGUCACCAAUGGCCUCCAUGCCUGAUGGAGACAAAGUAGACCUGGAGGCAUUCAGUGAGUUUACGAAGAUCAUUACCCCUGCCAUCACCCGUGUGGUGGAUUUUGCCAAAAAACUGCCCAUGUUUUCAGAGCUGCCUUGUGAGGACCAGAUCAUCCUUUUGAAGGGCUGCUGCAUGGAGAUUAUGUCACUGCGGGCAGCUGUGCGUUAUGAUCCUGAAAGUGAAACCCUGACGCUCAGUGGUGAAAUGGCCGUCAAGCGGGAGCAGCUGAAGAACGGUGGCUUGGGCGUAGUAUCAGAUGCCAUCUUUGAUCUGGGAAAAUCCCUCUCUGCCUUCAGCCUGGAUGACACUGAAGUGGCACUGCUCCAGGCUGUGCUGCUCAUGUCCUCAGAUCGCAGUGGGCUAAUUUGCGUUGAUAAGAUUGAAAAAUGCCAAGAGACCUAUCUGCUGGCAUUUGAACACUACAUCAAUUAUCGCAAACACAACAUUCCCCACUUCUGGCCCAAGCUCCUCAUGAAGGUGACUGACCUGCGCAUGAUUGGGGCUUGCCAUGCCAGCCGCUUCCUGCACAUGAAGGUGGAAUGUCCUACAGAGCUCUUCCCCCCACUGUUCCUCGAGGUCUUUGAGGAUCAGGAAGUUUAGGGCGUGAGGAGGGAUGGAGGGAGGGGGCAAACAGGGUGGCAUGGGCGAAUUGGGGACAUGGGGCAAUUUGGGGCUGGGGCGAUGUCUGGACUUGGGUCACAGGGCCCUCACCUCAUCACCUCGGACACAACAGAUUUUCAUUGUUUUGUUCUGUUUUGUUGUUUUCAUUUUUUUUCUUUUUGUUUUUCUUUUUGUUUUUCUAAAUAUUGCACGUCAGCAUCAAUGAAUCCCCUAGAUAGGGGAAGCAAGGGCAUCCUUGGUAGGGGGUGGGCCAUGAAAAAAGUCAAAGGUAUACAAAAUCUGGGUUAUGAGGUAGACGUGUGCAGUAGCCAACACAUCCUUUCUCUAGGCAGAUUUUUUUUUUUAAAAAAAAAAGUGGACAAUACAAUUCCCACCUGCCUCCUUGUUAUGUCCCCUGUUGUCCAAAGUCAUCUUUCCAGGGUGAAAUGUCUGUCUUAAACUUUAACAUAAAAAAAGAGAAAAACAAUCCAUAUAUUAUUCUCUCCCCCCUCCCUCCAAAAUGCUUUGCCUUUCUCCCCUUCUUUAAAGAAAAGUUUUCUGCCCCUCCACAACACUGGAAGCAAUCGGCACCUCUUGAGCCCUGAUCAAACCUCUCUUGUUUAAACGGACUUGAUUACCAAUAUAUAUAAAUAUAAAUAUAUAUACAUAUAAAUAUAUAUAUGUAUGUAUAUGUAUGUAUAUAUAUUCUUUUGCACAUAACAGUCCCAGGAAACGUCAGAGUGUGUUUGGUUGUUGUUUUUUUCUUUAAGAACUUUAGCAUUUAGUUAUCCUCCCUGGGAGGCUAAAAUCGAAAAUGCACUUUUUUUUGUAAAAGAAAGAAAUGGAACCGAGAGAGAGAGAGAGAGGAAAAGAGAAAUCCUAUUAAAUAAUUAGGGGCAGGUGGGAGGAGGAAGGUCACAGAUAUUUUGGCAAGAAAAGAGAAUAAACCUAAAUUGAGGCUGAAGGUCCACAUGUGAAGGACAAAUGCACUUUGAGUGAGAUAAAAAUCUUUCCCCUCAGCUCCUCCCUUAAUGGGGAAACAGGUGACUGAACUAUAAAAAUAAUAAAAAAAUGAUCUAUUUUAUAUUGCUUUGAAUGGCACUGCAGGGCAAUGGCACUCUUAAGAGGUGCCUGUUUUGUGUUCCAGUGUUGAGAGGUAUAUUCAUCAGCCUUCCUCCUUGCCCCGAUGUCCUCUUCCCCCCCCCCCCCAAAGCUUCAGCCAAUCUACCUCCAUGUUCAGCAAGGUGGGUGGAUUUAACAGAUUCCCACCCACACCUGCUGCCCCCUCCCAGCUGAAAGGCUGCAUGCAAUGUUCCCACUGGGCUUUGAAACGGCCCUUGCUAAUUCUUUGCACACGCUUUCCCACGCCACGUGGCGGUACACUUCUUUCUGCACUAGUAUUCUCGCUGCCCUGCUGCACCCUCCCUUCAACGCCCUUCUCUCUGGGGAAGAAACGAGGAGAAAUCCUAACCCUUCAAUGCUCCAAGAGAAUCAAAGUUAGGUUUCAAUUAUUUCUUAUUUUGGUGGGGUUUGGGGGGGGAUGGCACUUAGCAAUACAGAAAACACGAAGACAGUGAAAUUCAUGGGGACAUGGCACACCCUUUCCAACCCAGGAUUGUACAGCCUUUCUGUAUUAAGAGGUUGUGGGCUCUGCAUAAUAACUUCUCUUUCUCCUGCACAGCAUUCCAUGUCCCCUGCAAUUCUAAGUUACUGGCCCUUUUGUACUCCCAGUUGUAUCUGUGCACAUGGGAGGAAAAGGCAAAGGUUCCUCUUGCAAGGCCUGUUGGAAAGGUUAUCCUGGCCUGAUUAGGUCUAAUUUUCCCUUUCGGAGGGGUGCUAGAUCAAUGAACUAAUAUACAAAUGCACUUCCUUGCACAAAAGGAGGGUCAUCCUGCCUCACUUGAAGUGUCAUGGGCAGAGCAAUGCCCCGAGCCUCAGGUUGCAUGAACUGUAUCAGAGGUGAUCCAGUUGGGAACUUGGAGGCAGGCUACCCACAUUUGUAAAACUGAAUUGGCCAAGUUGGCGAGAGAAAGACACCUCAAGUUUUUCAAAUUAGAUAUUGUUUCCAUUUGAUUUCAGCUUUUUUCCCCCCUCCUCAUUAUUUAGUGUUGUGCUUAUGUGGUUGUGACUGGUUGUUGGAAAAUAGAACCUCUGAAGUUCUGGCCAGCAGUUUAGCUUUAUGGGAACAUUAUUUGGAGAAGGGGAGUAGGGUAAAUUGUGAUUGACCAGGCCUUACAACUCCAUUUCAAUAGCCACCAGCCCUGCCUUUAAUCCUGGAUUUUUGCCUCUUGGCUGAUGCUUGGGGAAGGUGGAGCAAUUGGUACCUAGGCCCAUAUUUGACAUGGAACAUCCAGUUACGAAUUCCCACUCUAAAGAUUUGCCCUUGGAGGAGGUAUUUCUAAAGGAAAACAAAAAAACAAGAUAACAACCACCAGCUUCCCGCUUUCUUCCUAUCUUUUUCACCUUUAAUGCAAGCCAGACUGUGAUCACCUUAAUGCAAGUAUUUUGGCACUUAACACUGUCCAUAGAUCAGAUUGCUCUAUCUCUCCUAAACUGCUUUAUCUGUGAUAGAUCCAUUUCUUGUCAAAUUAAUAGCCAGACUUUUUCUUUUUUCUGCAACUGUAAUAUAAUGUUAUUCGGGAGAGGGGUAUAUUUUUAUUCCCCCCCUCCCUUGCUCUUUCUCUCUGUCACAUGGUUUCCGUUGGAAAAAAAAACCCUUUACCUCUUACCUCAUUCAAGACGCCGUGGGAAAUGUUACGUGAUGGGUUGGGUGCAUGUUGGAUGUACCAUCUGAAGGUUCAGAGGCCGGCGCAUGGAGAACUCAGCUCCAAUUUAAGCUAAUAUACAGAAAUAUAUAUAUAUAUAUAUAUAAAUAUGUAUAAUUUUUUUUAAUUAAGGAAAAUCUUUGUACGGGUCUGUUCACAAAAAGGAAAAAUCACACAAACAAAAAUUUGGGUUGGAAAAGACAUAAUGCUUUUUUGUUUGUUUGUUUGAUUUUUGCUUUAUUUUUAUCAUCUUUAAAUGACAUGGGGUUAAAUGGGGAAGUAAUUGCUGGGCUUGAAUUGAAGGGAGUCUGGGGUGAUAAAUGCCAGCAGUCAUACUGGAUAAUAUUCAAGGCAAUACCUGUUCCCCAGUCGUCAAAUGUGAUUUUGAAUACAGAUCUUAACAGUCUCAUGUUUUUUUUUUCUUUAAAAAAAAAAAGCAAGUUUCUAACUGGUAUGGUAGUGAAGACAGCUUACGAGGCCCAAUGAAUCCUCAGAACAGACCUUAACUGGGAUUUCCAGUGGUGUGUAGGAUACAUACCUCUGGUGCAGAAACAGAAUACAUUAUGCAAAAUAAGCCCACGUUUUUCUUAAUUGUUCCAUUUUUCUUAGAGCAGCAUUCAGCUUUUCUUGAUUUGGGAGUUAGAUGUUUGUGUUUAAAGUGCAUAGGAAACACCAUGCCCAGUUGUUGUUCCACCAGCUAUUUCCCCAAGGAAUAAAACUGGGUCCAUUGAAAUAAUGUAUCUUGAGAAGAUGCAGAAGUUUUGCCUUGAAGAUAUGAGCUAAUCUUGGAUUUCUUUGAUGGAGGAAACUUAUUUUGUUCAGCAUAGAAGCUGAAGAAACUUGCCUGAAAAUAUCCCCAAAGCCUCAUAUCCAUGCAAUAACAAUUUGAAAAGCAUCCAAAGAUGAGGAACUUUAUAGCCUGGUUGACUAAUUUCAAAGACUGGUGUUUUCUUAUAUUACUUAUAACAUGCUAUUCCCUGUUACACCUACACAAUAUGCACAUGGCUUAUUAGAAAUGUAAGUUCCUUCAUACUUAAUCCAGCUUUUCUCAGAAAUAGCUAGUUUAUUCAGACCACUUAGCACUGCCCUUUCUUGCUGCAACCCUCAUUGUUUUGCCCUUCUCUAAUAUUACCCAUCCCUUCUAAAAUCUGUAUUGGUCCCAUGAAACAGGCUUGCAAGUCUUUGGUAAACAGUUCCCUUCUUACAUUAAUCUUCCCUGUGCAAUAAAAUGAGGUAUGUGUGCUUGUGUGUAUGAGAGAGCAUGUGCAUUGUGUUUGUUCCUGUGUCUGUGAGAGACAGAGGUUAAUUAGGCUGAACUCGUAACCAGAAGGAAAUCCUAUCAAAAUCACUGGAUUUGCUUCAACAUGGCCAUUAAAAUUCUUUUGCUAGGCCCUGCUCCUGUAUCUUAAAAGGUUUGACAGAAAAUACACUCUUUGGACUUGAAUAUAAGACUCACUUUAUGGACAUACAUUUCUGCCUUAAAUGGAAGCAGACCAGUGUCCUUUGUAGCUCAGUAUUCUCUCCUUGGGCGGGCAGCAGUCCCCAAUACUUCAGGCCGCUUUCCCCAGCGAUGGCAUCUUAGAGUCAAGCAGAACGUGAGGCCGGAGAGCAGUGAAGUGAAGCGAUCCGACUGUUUGGGUUUCUAGCAAUUCAGAAUCCUCCACAAAAGGUAGGGCUGCAUUUUUCAUGGAAACGUCAUUUUCUGCUUCCUCUUGUAGAGAGUGAGUGUCAGAUUCUGGUAAUUGGGGCUGUUACAAACUGAGUGUGGGUCCUCUCUGGUCCCACUGCAAGUGCUCCGCCACAGAAGUUUAUAUAGCACUUAUCCAGAGAUUUAUGUAGCACUUAUUCACAAGAACAGCCCUUGCUUAGUUCCAGGUUGGGGGUUUUGACUGCUAUAUUUACUUUUGGUGGUGCAAUUGGGUAAUGUUAGACCAUGGAAACAACUAUCUUGAAGGAGUAUUCGGUAAGGGAAGCACAGUAUUUGAUUAAAACAGGAGGAAUUGGCUGUGAUCUACAGGUUCCUCUGUGCUGUCCUUGUUUUGCUUCAGGAGCCCAGAUCUCUCUCCUGUGCUAAGAUAAUCACAAUUUAUUACGUUUUUAAAUAGUGCCCAGUGUUAGUAUAACCAUCCAAAGCAGUUUCCCCUUUCUUGAUAGACUUUUUUCAUACAAUCAUUACACUUAGCAUUAUUAUUAGGCUGGCUUCAUACGUUAUGUUAAGAUACAAUGCGAUUUUCCUUGAUUUUAGCUCAGCAUGUUGUAUGAAACUUGGUCAUCUUUUUAAGCCAUAGUUCAUGGUUUAGCAUGUUUUAUGAACUCAGCUAAUUUAUUCAUUAAAUCAUGGUUAAAACAUAUAAUGUGUGAACCCAGCCUUAAUCUGCUGCUUUCCCACUAUGCAAGACCCAUUCUUAUUCAGAAUUAAAUAUGGAUGCUUCCCUGUAAGGCCAUAAUUUUCCUUAGCUUUUUUCCAAUGCUUUCUUUCCUUGGCUUUUCCAGUGGAAAUCUUUUAGGAAUUUCUGCAGAUGUGAGUAGUGGGAACCAGCUUUCUGGCCAGAAAAGAGUUACAACAAAAGCUGAAAUCUGAAAUUGAAACUCAAUGAAUAAAUAAAAUAGAAUAUUAGGUAUCGAUUUGUGAUUCCCAGCAGCUUGUAAUUCUUGCACUGUCCUUCGACUUUAUGUAGUCUUGUUAAACAGUCUUGUUAAAAAAGCAAUGUGCUGUACCAAGUUUUCAGGCAGGAGCUUUUUCCUACUUAACCAUUUUCCAAUUGUAUUUUAAAAAUCAAUCUGUUAUUACUGCAAUAGUAUUUCAGCCCCACACCCACCCGCUGUCCAUGAUUGGGCUGGUGGCAUACAACUGUUGUAAAUAAAGGAAACAAAAAAAUCUCCUUAAAUUUCUAUGCAUCUCAGGAACUUGGCUUGAAAUCAGAUCUCUGAGAUGUGUAUUCCCUCACUGGAAUAUUGAAUAACCUUUGACAAGGAAAAAAAAAUUCAGAAUUACCCAUGUAAUCAGGAAUUGAACUCAACUCAAGCUACUCCUUUAGCUUUUUAUACUCUUUCCCCCCAUCUAUUUAUUCAUUCUAAACUAAAAAAAAUUAUAAUGCAUCCCAGAUAUCACAGAAACAUGUCAAAAGGUGUUUACUGGCUAACUAAUUUUCUAUCCUUAUUCAUAUUUCAUUCAGGGAACGGUACAGCUUUCACUAAUGUAUCUGCACUACACAAAGCUGGUUAGUAUUCCCAACCCAUUCUUGUCCAUUUCAGAAAUUGAGAUGCUUUGCAAGGUAUGUAAUUUCUAAGCCUCAAGCAUGUUUGUUAGCAUAUGCCUUCCAUGCUAAUGAUCUUCUGUUAUGAAUGAGCUGCUAUUGAGUUGAACCUGAUCACAUAAACAAUGUUUUUACUGAAUCAUUUGACAAAUUCAGUAGAUCUUAGGAUGACCGAAUGUGUGAAACCCUGCUUGGGUCAGUGAUGAAUGUAGCAUUUGAAAGAGUUGAGUGUUGCUUGAGGGAGAAUUGAGGUCUUUAGAUGUACAUUACAUGCAUUAAAUACAGUCAGUUCACUUGUAAAAGGAGUUCGAAAUAAUAUCAAUUCAGUUAGGUUAUAAAAGAGUUGGAAUGAUCAGCUGAGAAAAGAUCUAAAAAGCAGCAUAAGGGCAAGCUGAAAAAAAUCCAGCUCUUUGAAAUUCUCUUCUUAAAAAAUUUAUUAUUUUUGCUCACAUAAGAUGGAAUGUUUGUCCCAAGCUGGCACCUACAACAAACGUGGCCAGUAUACAAAAUAUUUUUGAUCUUCCUUUGGAAGCAGUGCAUUUGUGGCCAUUGUGCUUCUUACAUGGCAUUUUGAAAAUUUCUAGAGUAUUCCAGGGUGCUCUGCCUAGUUAUUUAGGACAAGAAAUCCUGCACAAAUAAGCAUGAAUAAUGCCUUUUUCUGAGGAUUUUUUCAAAAGUUGUUGCUUUUUUCUGCAAUCAGACCUAGCCAGUUUGCUAAAUGUUCUCCAUAAAAAUUCAGAGUGAAAAUAUUAAUUGGCUCAAACAUCUGGGUUGAUUCUAAAGUUCAGCUUCCAUAAAUUCCAUUUAAUUGACUUGAAGCCAAAGUAUUGCAGACAACAACCCAAAUAAAUCCUUUUUCAGAUUACCUUUUAAUUGAUAAAUUUAUCUUCAGCCUUAAUUUUAUACCAUUGUAUUCCAAUUGUCUAAAUUCUCAUGGCGUCCAAGUGCGGGGCUGUUUGCUUCCAAAGAGAGAGGCAGAAAAACAAGAUUCCUGAAACCGAGCAUUCGACAAAACUAUUUACAGUGUUUGGAAGGUCUCGUAUUUCUUCUUAUUUUCAGUUAGAAUAAGAAUAAGCAAUACAUAAAAAAUAAAAAGCUGGUUUUGACCUAGAAUAACGGUUUUUAAGAUCUUCUUCCCCAGCCUGCCUGCCAAAAACUGUUCCAGUGUAUUUGGCUUUCUUGCCUCAGGUCAGACGCCUCUUUGUUCUUUUUUCCUUCCUCGCUUUCCCUCCCCACUGAUCAAGGAGUCCCAACUGGACAGUCUCACAUUGAAAGACACACAUUAUUCUCUAGUGCUAGUUCUUGACUUACUUACUCUCCCUCAGCAGCCAGCCUUUCAAGUACUUAUCCAAAAUUCUGCCACAUAGUUCUUUAAAAGAGAAAAAUAAACCUCUGGAGGUUAAUGCCUUUUCUUUUGAUAACGGAGAAAUGAACUACAGGUAAUUCUCAUUUAUCCCUGGCAAUUUAAAUGAUGUGGUUGUUAAGUGAAACUGAUUGUCCUUGCGAUCUUAUGUCAGUUUCCUUUGCUUUACAGACCUGCAAAGGUUAUAAAUGCAAGGAUUGCAUAGUUUUUUUUCAUCACUGUCAUAACUUUUGGCAGUUGCUAAACAAGGACUACCUAUAUAUUUCUGCUGCCUGCAAAGGGCUGCAGAAACUAAGGCUCUCUUGCCACUUAUGACCCUCCUUGCCAGGCUGAAAAGGUUUGCAUAGGUAACUAAUCUGCAAGUUACCCCUUAAACCCGGAAGCCUAAAAAACAGAUCUCAAAUAAUCUUCCUAUCAUUACCUUAUUCCAAACUCCACCUUCAGUUAGAACUAAUACCUUUCCCCCUUCUUUUUGGAGAGGGGGUUGAGCUGAGUUUGCUUUGCUACUUGUACUGUAGAAAUUAUAGGUUCCAGCAUUCUCUUUGGCAGCUCAGGGCCCUAAAGGAUUUUUAUUUUAAACUCGGACAGCAGAAGAAAAAUGAAUGCCAUCCAAAGGCAGGUUGUUCUUCACUUCUUGCAGAUUGAGCAAAGGCAGAAGCCGUGAAACAGUUUAGGCAUUGUGGUGCUGCCAGGAGACCCCGCUGAGGCCAGAGCUGGUCACAUGUAUUCUUUAUCUCAAUGAGUAUGUUAUUCUGGCCAUUGGUGGUGUUCCUACAUAAACAUCUUCCUGGUAUAUGAGAAAGAUACGCUCUGGUUUAUGGUGACCCCAGAUGUGUCCCUAACACACUAUCAGCAUUGGCUCGUGUCUAAAUGUGUAUGUUUUACUUGUAAUAAUGAAAAUGAGGGACUUGUGAAUCUGCAGUGUAAAUUACCUCAGAUGUAUGGGUGUCCAAUCUUGUGGUUUUAAGCUAACAAAUUCUGUAUAUAUUUUAAUAUUCUUAAGAGGUACAAACAUAUCUAGUACAAAUUUGCUUCUCUGUGAAAAGAAGGUCCCUGUCUCAUACACACAUGCCAGUGUGUCUCCUUCUAUCAUGCCGGUUUUGCAUUCCCUGUUUGUAGACAGGUUUGUUCUCUCCCAUACUAAGAAUAUUAUAUUCCUGCUAUGCCCGGCUGAAUAUACCUGAAAGCUAUAACUACUGAGCCUUGCCUAUUCUCUGGGUUCAAACUGUUCUGCCAAGCAUUUGUGGCAGAGUUGAGGAAUAUCUUAAAUGUAGGUAUAUGUGUUUCUGUAUGUUUGCAGAUAUUUUCCUUCUUGAUGUUAACCUUACCUCAUUUUCCCCAUUCUUGUUUGUUUCUGUCUCAAACACGUUUGUCAUUUGGCCUCACUUCACCAAUAUUUCAUAUUCCCCCUCAUCUUGUCAGGGCAGCUGAAGUAGGGCAGAUUCAAGCCUCAGUGCUACCCCCAUCUUGAGGUCAGUUCUCUACACUCAUCUUUCUAGAAGCCUUAAUAAUACUCUGUAAGUUGCCAGCAAGGACACACUUUCACACAUCAAUCAAGUGAACAGUCUGUUCAGCAUUUGUAAUUCUGUAAAUAUUUUAUAUAUAACCCAACUUGGAAACUAAUUCUGCCUUGAAAAGGUGUAAUUGGAACAUCUUAAUGUUUGAAAUCUACAAAGCAUGUAAAAAUGCCCCUGGUUAUCAGGGAGGAGGGGGCAGGAUAAAAAUUCCUCAUUGCCUUAUACCAAAUAGUACAGCCUCUAUAAAAUAGUAUUUGAGUACUUUCAUUUAUGAAUUUCCCACGCAUACUCAACUUCAAGAUGAAAGAUCGGCUUUGUAGUCCUGAGAAAAUAGUCACAGAUGGUAUUACCUUGGAUGAAGGAGCCUGAACAUAUUUAGGUGUGUAUAUAUAAUACAUAUAGUUGAACUGAAAAGGAACAGCUUCUAUUUCGACCCUACCUGAAAUGAGUGGGACUGCAUUCAUUUCAGUGAGCUUGUGCAGAACCUCCUGCUUGACUUCAUCUCGAGCAUAUAUAUAUAUAUAUUUAAUAAGUAUAGUUCUUUCAACUGUGCACAAAUAUCUUAUGUAUACAAAGUGUAAACCGCACUUUGCACAAGUUUGUUCUACAUGCAGAGCCUCCUGCCAAAGUCUCAAAUGGAAGGCAGUGUAGGGGGAAGACAAAUGUCAGCUAUUUGUUUUGGUUUAUUUGUCUUGGCUAAUUAUUAUACUACUUUAGUUGGUGUGUUUGGUUGUCCCUAUGAGGCUCUGAAAGGAAUGAGAGAUGGUCUGUCCAAUUAGAAACAUUUCUGUGAUUUCAGCUUAGGUGCCCUGUGUAGAGUUAUGAACCCUUCAUUGUUCUUGCCUAGCAAGCUGAAGUGAUCUGGCUAAAUUCUGUAUUCCCUUAAAUAAUUUGAGAAACUAGGCUCUUGGUUUCUUUUCUUAAGAUAGAAAGCUAAGCCUGAGGUAUUAAGAAAAAUUAAGAAAGUGAUUUUUCAUCUUUUGAAAACAUGAGACUUUGGAUGAUGAUGUGGUUGACAUUUCUGUGAUAGUGGCUUGUUAGGUAGCAUUAUUGUUAAAUAGCAAUAGUUUGUGAAUGAACUAGCACAGUUUAUCGCUUCAACUAGAACAGUGUUUCUCAACCUUGGCAACUUGAAGAUGUCUGGACUUCAACUCCCAGAAUUCGCUGGCUGGGGAAUUCUGGGAGUUGAAGUCCAGACAUCUUCAAGUUGCCAAGGUUGAGAAACACUGAACUAGAAUUUACAACACUAGAUUAAUUCAGACUUUAUAGUUUAAAUCGACAUCUUUGGAGUAUGAUCAAGUAAUAGCAUCAUGUUGUGAAACAAUCAGCUUCAUUUGGUUGUAUCUUACAAGGAAAAGGCAAGGACCCCCCUAUUCACAACGAUUACUUAAUUGUUAAGACAGACAUUAUAGCCAAAGUAAACCUUUUCAGCCUGGCCAACAUCACUAUGUCAGCUGUGAGGAAUGAAUGCAUUUUGCACCCCCUUAAGCUUUUACAAUGGCACAGAUAGUCCUCGACUUAAGACCACAAUCGUCACUAAGUGAUGCAGUCAUCAAGCAAGUCACACCUGAUUUUAUGACCUUUUUGCUGCUGUCAUUAUCUGAAUCAGCUGUUAAGCAAAUACGACUUCCUCCAUUGACUUUGCUUAUUGCAAAUCAGCUGGGAAGAUCAUAUAUGGCAGUUACAUGAUCCUGGGGUACUGCAACUAUCAGAAAUACAUGCUAGUUGCAAAGAACCAAAAUUGUGAUUAUAUGACCGCAGGCAUGCUGGCUGCAGUGAUUAUAAGACCAAGGACUGGCAUAAGUCACUUUUAUCAACACCAUCGUAACUUCAAAUGGUCACUAAAUGAAUGGACAUAAGUCAAGGACUACCUGUAUGUCUGUUUUUUAGGAUCUUGAUUGUAGUCCUCAUUUAGAACACUCUUCUCUCCACCAGCACAUACAUAACACCACCUCCUAAGGGGAGCUGAAAUAGCUUUUGCAUAAGGAGUUUGAAUGCAGAAAGGUAGAAUUCCCCCCCACCCCCUUUGUACUAGAGAUUUAUAUAUGCAAGACACUCUACGCAAGAAAGCUGCUAAUGGAGAAAGGAGGCCUCUGACUUAAUUCCUUUGUGCCGGUUUACCUAGAGAGGGCACUGUCCCCCAUCUUAUGUCAGCUGGGGUAGGAGGGUACAUAGGCUGCUGCCCAAGUCAUAACUUAUCCUUAACGUGAUGUGAAAAUCUCAGGGUGUGAAUCCCUCCCACGACACUUCAUACUUUGAUACUUUGCCACCUCAGGUGUCAUUCUUCCCUGUCAUGCCAUGCUCACAUUUUACCCAGAGUUCAGUGCAAGGAACACAGUCUCUCUCCCACCUCUUUUGUACGCCAUAGUACUACUAUAGGAGAAGCAAUCUGUAGUAAAGGUGUUGCUUCUUAGGGCAGUGGCCCAAAAUUCCUUCCUCCAUCAACGCGGGGCACUUAAUGACUGUGGGUAAGAAGCAGAUUUUUCCCCAUUAUACACUUAUUCAUGUUGGGGGAGGGCGGGGAGAGAGAAACUGAUUAUUAUUCCCACACCUCCUCUCAGUAUUUCUUUGCCAAUACAUACCUCAUGCAAUCCUAUAAAUGGUAUCCCACUACCUUCUUCACCAUCACCCCAGCCAGUCUUUCUUUCUAAAAGGGUUUUUUUUUUUUAAUUUUGAAUCCAGAUUAUCAUCAAAGAUUAUGGAAGAAUAAAAAGGAGUUUCCAAUAAGGAGGCAACUUUUUACUUAACUUUAUACUUAAACCCCCAAUAUACUAUGCAUCGUGGUUUUCCCCCUCGCAGUCCAGAGCAGGGAAAGAAACUGUGAGCAGGGAGUUAGUGAAUGUACAUUUGGGAGAUGGGGUUUUC
Messenger RNA from Thamnophis sirtalis, 13033 nucleotides. The record is from RefSeq and is a predicted model, not a curated record. Lineage: Eukaryota; Metazoa; Chordata; Lepidosauria; Squamata; Natricidae.